Messenger RNA from Rotaria sp. Silwood1, 921 nucleotides. The record is from the annotation of a GenBank genome assembly. NCBI's taxonomy places the organism in Eukaryota, Metazoa, Rotifera, Eurotatoria, Philodinida, Philodinidae.
AUGACCGAACUUAUCAAUAAAAUUAAAAUAAUUCGACAUGGAUAUCCAAAUGCUACACGUAUUUAUCAAUUUCUUCUUGCAUUACCAAUAACUGUUGCGACAAAUGAACGUUGUUUUUCGAAAUUAAAAUUGAUUAAAAACAAGUUACGGUCUACAUUAAUGCCUGACAAAAUGGAAUGGUUGAUAAUUUCUUCAGCAGAAAGAGAUUUAUUAGAAAAUGCUGAUUUAUCAAGUUUUGCUGAAGAAUGGUCCCAUUUAAAGAAUAGAAGAUCUUUAAUACCAGUUAAUUAUCCAUUUGUACCUGUACAUCGUAUUGCUGUUCAACUUUAUAUUUCAAAGAUUGGCGAUAUUAAAGAUAUUUGUUCGGAUAAAAUUUGUAUUAAUGGUCGAUGUAUUAAACAUUCAAAUAAUCAAGAAGUCACACCAUUAGAUCGUUGUGAACAUUUAAGUGAAAUAUUAAAUGAAACCAUUGUCAAAUUUCAUAUUCUUCAUCGUAUUAAAUACUAUCAUCUUCCAUGUCCAAGACAAUCACCAUUAUUAGCUUGCUUUUAUGAUAAUACUCAUUUUUGUUCAUGUUAUAAUUUCGAUUAUCAAUGUUUAGCAAAUUUUUUUGAAUUUAAUUCUUCAAUUAAACAUGAUUGUUUUGGUCAAAGUAAUUGUGAAAAUGGUGCAAAAUGUUUACAAGAUAAAGCACCAUGUCCACAAGCAUCAAUAUGUGUUGAUCCAAAAUGUUUUCAUGGAGCAAAAUUUCAAUUUAGUUCAGCCUUCUUUGGUCUUUCACUUGAUGCUAUUUUAGGCUAUCAUGUUCAACCACAUAUUAAUAUAAAAUAUCAACUGUUUAUUGUAAAAACCAAUGUAUUAUUAACGACAAUUUUGAUUAUAGUAGGUCUUAUCAAUGGUGUUGGGGGUGUGUGUGUGUGA